GUAGCUGCUCAUUCUUAUCCCCUCUACCUUCGGCUGAUUCCUUGCUUGGUCUGCACACAUAGCGCCGCUGGUUGAUUGUCUCUGCAGUUCUCCAUACUCCAACUCCAGAAUGUCCUCACCACCACCGGACCCGCGUUCGGAUUUUUCAACACCAAACUUCCCCUUUAAGCGAGAAUAUUUGCUACGUCGCUGAAACCGGUGAUCAUCUUUGUUGGAACCGGCGAGAAUUUUUAUUGUGACCGGCGACCGGUGAGAUUUUUUGCUGCGUCCCGGAGAUGGUGAGCCAUUUUUUUUUUGUUGGGACCGACGACAUUUUUGCUGCGACCAGCGUGAUUUUUUGUCGCUGAGAAUUUCUGGUGAUUAUUUGCUGGGAUCGGGGAGAUGAUUUGUUGGGACUAGCGAGACGGCAAGCUGCGCCCGGCAAGACGAUUUGCUGGGACCAGCACAGGCCAUGUUACAAUGAGCUUUUUGUGGGAGGCAACAACGGCGAGUUGCAACAGUGAUGCAUGGCGGCGACGGCGAGCUGGGACAGUGGACGGGCAUUCACGGGAGCUGGGGCACUGCGAGUCGACGAGCAAAGCAUCGACACAUGGCGCCAGCGGCGCGUUUACCGGAUGACGGAGUGCUCGCGAGGCGACGAUGUCAAGUUUCCACGGCGAUGCAAGGCAGCUACGAUGAACUGCACGGUGGACAGGGCAUUCAUGGAAGCUGGGCGUUGCGAGUCAACGAGCAAAGCUAUGAGGCAUGGGCAUGGCAAUGACAGCCCGUUCCAUGCGGGCUGAGCACGCAGGUUCAGUUUUUGCAUGUGUUCAGCGGGUUCAAUUUUGUAUGCGUUCAGUGGGUUCAGUUUUGCAUGACGGAACCAGAUCCAAUGUUUACGGAGAUGGGCGCAUCCAAUGGACGAGGGAGGACCGGCGGAGCGACUCGGCCGGUUGACGGGCGCAGAGUAGCGCCCUUAUUUCAACCCACCUCGAGCAGAGCAUGUCUUUUGUCCCUAUUUAUUCUCUUGCUGCAGAUGUCAUGUUCUUCUCAGUCUCGCUACCAGGGCACUCAAUUUCGAUGGUUAAUACGUAGUAAGCUGCACGAAACAAACUAGAAUUGCAGAUGCCAUGUUCUCCGCCGGCCAAAUUGUUUCAGAUGUUUACAGGGAGCAUUCUGUAUGGCCAUGCCCAGUAUCUCUUGGGGUAUUUUUGCUACUAUGUUCAUCGGCGAGUUACGGAUUCUCACCAAAUUUCUGCCCAAAAUGUCACAUACCAUGACUAGUCAGAACCGAAAGGAACCCUCUGCAUUCUGAUUAUGAUGACUCUGACUAGUCACAACUCAAGGUGAUCUCUGAGUCAGGUCGAUCAACUUGCAAGAAAAAUCUAACAUGACUAAUCGCAACCUGCAAGAUUAGUCAAACCAAUCAGUUGAAACUUUUAAGACACAGAUGUAGACUUCAACAUUCUCUCUCUUCCCCUUCCCCUAAUUAAAUUGACGACCAAGCUCGGAAGAUGCUCAUUCUUAUCCCUUCUUCCUUCUCGGCUGAUUGCUUGGUCUGCACACAUCGCACCGCUGGCUGAUCGUCUCCUCAGGUCAAUCCGCAAGGUACAAGUGAUGAGUCGAGGAUGCCGGGGUACAAAUUUUUCAAGGACGCCACAAACAAUUUUUCCAUGGAUCAAAAACUUGGAAGUGGCAGAUGGGGAGACGUUUACAAGGCACAUCUUCCAACCGGAGAAGUGGUCGCUGUGAGGGUGCUCUAUGAGACCGGUCAUGACGAAUCAGACGAACAGCACUUGUCACAGGUAUUUACAGAACUUAUGAGCGCCAAUCACAAGAAUCUCGUGAAAGUUUUGGGCUAUUCCUGCGAAAGACAGGGAGAAUCACUACAUUACAAAGGGAUACCCAUAUUUGCUGAAAGCAUAAACGGGUUGAUCGGCUUCGAGUAUGUGCCUGGCGGAAGUCUUGCCAAAUUUUUUUCAGAUCAAUAUCUUAUUGGAGUUUACUGGGAUAUACGCUUCAAAAUAAUAAAGGGGAUCUGUGAUGGUUUACAAUACCUUCAUGAAGCUGGCAUUAUGCACUUUGAUCUACAUCCAGAUAAUAUAUUGCUAGAUGAUGAAAAGGUGCCAAAAAUAACAGAUUACGGUUUAGCAAUGACAUUCCGCGAAGCACACUCGUCAUUAGGUUUUACAGGGAUGCGUGAGUACUCGCCACCAGAAUUCAUAUCAAGGCUAGAAAUGUCAAAAGAGUAUGACAUAUUUAGCUUGGGUGUUUUAAUUAAGAAGAUAGUGACUGGAAUUAUGGACUACUCGAGCGUUGCUGACAUGGACGGACGUGAAUGUGUUGAGCAUGUACACAAAACCUGGAGGAGGAGGCUACAAGAGAUAAGGAGGUAUCCCUCGUUUGAAGCAGAUUGCCAGCAAGUGAGGACUUGUAUCGAAAUCGCAGUAGCCUGCACGAAGAGGGACCCACGUGAAAGGCCACUGAUGAAGGAUAUUAUACGUGAACUAUAUGAAGUAGAAACUAGGGGAAAUUACACAUCAUCGCAGAUAGAACAGGGUAUUCAUGAUUACGAAGUAAGGAAAUUUUCAUUAAAAGAGUUGGAACACAUCACGGGUAAUUUCUCUGAAAAACUUGGUCAAGAUGGCUUCAGUGCUGUUUAUAAGGGAAAGUUUGAAUAUGGCGAAGUGAUAGCUGUGAAGAGAUUUGAUAAGAGAUUGAGGAAACCAGAGCAGCAGUUUGAGAAAGUGGUAAAUAUUGUCAAGCUGGAGCACAAAAAUAUAGUUCGGCUGACAGGAUACUGCUAUGAGCCAACAAAAGUACCAGUUCUUAAUGACAAGAAUCCAGAUAUGUACAUAUUGCAGGAUGUUAUAGAGAAUCUGCUCUGUUACGAUUUUUUUCCAAACGGAAGUCUGGAAAGGAUAUUAGACGACAAAUCUUGCGAACUCGAUUGGCAAACUCGUCACAAAAUAAUACGUGGCAUUUGUGAGGGGUUACAUCACCUUCAUGUUGGAUGCCAGGAUGCGCCCAUUGUCCAUGAGGGUAUAAAACCUACCAAUAUUUUGCUAGAUGAUGGCAUGGUCCCGAAGCUAGGGGAUUUCUGCACUUCAAUGGCUGUCACACCAAGAGGGUACAUAGCACCAGAGGUCAUGGGCACCGGUGAAGCUACAAUCCGGUCAAAUAUAUACAGUUUGGGUGUUCUGAUAAUAGAAAUUGCAACCGGAGAUAGGUGCCCCAGCGACGAAUCAUCUGGCCGGUCAUAUAUCGAGAAUGCGCUGAAAUCUUGGAAGCAAGGUUCCUAUGUUGCAUCGAAGUACCCAUCACUUCAAGCGGGUUUCGUCCAACAAGUGGAGUGUUGGAUUAACAUUGGGCUGAACUGUGUGGAGAUCCUACCCGAAAGAAGGCCUACUAUUGGGCAAAUAAUGCAUUUCCUUGAUACCGAAUCUACAAAUCCAGAGUGCUAUGAGUAUGUGGAAUUCAGCCUUUCUGCUGGGAGUAGCAUCACAGCAUGGUCUUCUUCAGAAAUGGGCGAUCACGCAAAUGAACUGGAUGCCCUAGAGAGCAUGUUGUGUGACGCAAGUGUGGAGCCAACAAAGCUAUCUUAUACACUUUUAAAAUUAGUUACAAGAAAUUUCUACAGAUUAAUUGGACAUGGUGGGUUUGGAGCUGUUUAUCUGGGAGUCCUUCCAAAAGGGAAAGUUGCUGUGAAGAAGCUCUCUAUAUUGCAGGAUUUAUCGAAUACUGCAUUCAUGGAUGAGAUUCUAUGCUUAAAAAAGGCACGUCACAGUAAUGUAGUCAGGCUUCUAGGCUAUUGUGCGGUGGCUGAGGGUCAACUGAUGGAAGCGAAUGGAACACAUGUGAUGGCAGAGAGAACAGAAAUGUUACUCUGCUUUGAGUAUGUUCCUAAUGGAGACCUUCAGAAUUAUAUUAAAGAGGAAUGUCGUGGACAUGAAUGGCAAGUACGUUACCAAAUUAUUAAGGGGAUUUGUCAUGGUCUACACUACCUUCACAAACAACGCAUUAGUCAUUUGGAUCUGAAACCUGGGAAUGUUCUGCUGGAUGCUAACAUGGAACCAAAAAUUACAGACUUUGGUCUGUCAAGAUUCCUUGCUGAAGGGAAAUCCAUAAUUGUGACCAAACAAGCAUUCGGAACACGGGGGUCAAUUGCACCAGAACUUAUUAACAGUGGUGAAAUAUCAUUCAAAUCUGACAUAUAUGGUUUGGGUGUCAUUAUCACAAAACUGUUAACGAGAGAUAACAACUACGAUUUCGAUAAUUGGCAUAAAUCACUGGAGGUGGGUUGCUCACAAGAGAAAAUGUGUGUUGAACUAGCUCGAAGGUGUGUCGAGUAUGACCAACAUAAGAGGCCUACGAUAGAUGAAAUCAUUCGUGAGCUCAAUGAGAUGGAGAACACUAUCCAAGAGGAAGAGCCUCCAAUUAUCCAAUAAUGGAGAAACGACCUAUGGGCUUCCAUCUACCGGUAGUGAGAGCGUGAAGAGAGGCCAUUCAGGAUUGCAGCUAGAGCCAGUAACCCCGCUUGGAGCCUGAAGACCUCACGGGACAACCCUUUCCGGCGGAUAAAUUGCGGUGUGGUUGUUUGACUUGUCAUUUCUCAGCCUGUAACAAUGUCAUUCGCAAAUCGUGGUUGUGACUUCCAUACCGUGGUCUAUUUUGUUCUCGAGUUGUUAGUAAGGCCCUGCUGGUUCAUCAGUUUGCAGACCAGACCUAGCUACUUGGCCUCACUGUUUACUAGCUGUAUUGUACCAGUACCAUUGUUUAAACUGUUCCGGGUGGUGGCAUCUCUGUUUUCUUCCAUUUCUACAUGCGUUCUGCUAGCAUGUUGUAUCCAACACUGGUCUUGAACUUGUGAUCGAUGCAUGUGGGGUUAUUAUAUACAUAUGUUCUUCUUAACCGCCACAAA
Messenger RNA from Aegilops tauschii subsp. strangulata, 4900 nucleotides. The record is from RefSeq and is a predicted model, not a curated record. NCBI's taxonomy places the organism in Eukaryota, Viridiplantae, Streptophyta, Magnoliopsida, Poales, Poaceae.